Molecule: messenger RNA, 3186 nt
Organism: Trachymyrmex septentrionalis
Lineage: Eukaryota; Metazoa; Arthropoda; Insecta; Hymenoptera; Formicidae
Gene: Rnf11
Product: RING finger protein 11
Exons: 2
Coding region: 580-1104 (174 amino acids)
Source: RefSeq, a predicted model, not a curated record
AUUUAAUUCAAUCUGCGCAUAAAGCCGAGAUAAAAUCGAGGAAAUCGUCACGAGAGUGAUGCGUUGAAAUCGACCAACUUCCGUUGCCAUAAUGAUGCGCAGACGAAUGAGACGAAUCGCCUGCUAUGUUCCGCGCAUCAUGGCGACGCUCAGCUGGUAGUAAGUAGUGAGUCUGCUGCUGCUGAUCAGUAAUCAGUCGGGGGUAUGUAACGGCUAUUGCGACGGCAUCGUUACACUUCGAUCGCGUUUGCCGAGUGUCAUCCGUGCUGCUUCUUGCGACAAGUCAUCGGUGAACGUUGUCGUGCCGCGACGAACGGCCAUACAGGUGAAAUGGCAAGCAGCACGGUCGUCGAAUGUGCGUCAAAAAUCGCUGUCGCGCUGUCGCCGUCGUCACCGUGUCUCCACGGAAGCCUAUAAUAAUCGUUCGCGCGGAACGAGAGAGCGGGAUCGCAAUCUGGAGUAGACGUGCGAAUGCGACGUGUGAGCGAUCUGCAAAGCUGACAGCUCGUCGCCAGUGAGAGAGAAAGAGAGAGAGAGAGAGAGAGAGAGAAACAGAAAAAGAGAGAGAAAAAGAGAACCAUGGGCAACUGCUUGAAACGCGCCACUGGCAACCAACAGGACAAUACCACUCUCCUGAGCAAUAAUCCCGAACCCAAUGUGUCCACGAGCGGAUCUUCGCAGGAGGGCCUUGGACCACCAAUCCCCUACAACGUAAUUCACCAAGCAGCUUAUUAUCCGUCGAUCGCUACGAGGGAACGUCACUUACAAUCUACCAACUUAAAUAUUGGUCGCGGGAUCGGAGUCAAUUUGGUACAGAGUACUGGCUCUGCCGGUUUGAGCGAAGAGGAACAACAAGUGAGAAUUGCGAAACGUAUAGGACUGAUACAGCAUUUGCCGAUGCGAGCGUACGACGGUGCUAAGAAGGGCGAAUGCGUGAUAUGCAUGAUGGAGCUGCAGGCAGGCGAAGAAGUGCGCUAUUUACCCUGCAUGCACACCUACCACGCGAUCUGCAUCGACGACUGGUUGCUGCGCUCGCUGACAUGUCCGUCAUGUAUGGAGCCGGUGGACGCGGCGCUAAUUAGCUCAUAUCAUCCGACUACUUAAUACAAGAGUGACGGGAAUUUUCAUCGGUUUAGCCGAACGGCAAAUCGCGAUUAAAUUACCAGGCUAAACAUGAAGCGCAACUGAAGUGGGAGCGAGAAAAAUAGAGAAAGUUGCUACUUUUGCUAUAGAACGUAUAAAGGCUUCUGAGUAGUAGAGAGAUCACGUGUUAAUGAUCCGAUUGUAUUUCGCAGUUAUACACGAUAUAUACAUGCGCGCGCGUGCUGUUUAAUAUAAUAAUCUCUACCACAAAGAACACACCUUCCCUAUAAAUCCGCAAAUAUUGUUUGUUUUUAGAUCAUUUCCUAUGAGAAGGAGAACGAGACUUGAUUUUAAUUAAAUCCUAGUAAACACAUCACGAUCCCGAAAUCCUUUUUCGUAGUGAAUUUUAAUUGCUUGUAUUGAUUUUUCAAUUAAAAAAAGAAGAUGAAGAGGUGGCUCGAUGUAAAAGUGCAAUAAAACGUUGAGUAAGCCUCGUGUGCACCGAUUGGUAUAGUCGAAACAAUAAGUAUAUAUAUAUGUGUGUGUGUGUGUGUGUGUGUGUGUGUGUGUGUGUGUGUGUGUGUGUGUGUGUGUGUGUGUGUGUGUAUGUAUGCGUAGUAAUGAGAUAAUAAGUACGAUACGUGCGGAAAUUUUAUUAUGUCGUUUGUAUAUCUCGGCUUUGUGUAACGAUUCUCAUGUAAGUUCUUGUGCGAAUGUUUGAUGAGCUGACGCAAAUUAUGUUUUCCUUCUCUGCUCUUGCAUAAUUGUUUUUAGUUGCCCCCUUGAAUCCGAACAUAACGUACCUAUUAUUGGAUAAAAUAGCGGAUAAUUUUUAUUUUAAGCUUUUACGAGGUAGGAUUUGUUUUAGUAUGCAGCUUACACGUGCAGUAAACACGUGCAGAGACUGGCGGUUUUCUUCUCGUCUAAAACUGUCGGGACUUACGCGACAGUCUGUUAUAUUUUUUCGUGACAAAAGGAAGACUGUCUCUAAUGGUACUCGCAACGUUUUAAUUUUUCUUGAUGCCUCGCGCAUAUGUCGUUACGUAAAUCGCUUGAAUCGCUUCUGCCGCGACGAACAUUGAACAUGUUUCAUUUAGAUAACGUGUACAGAGAGAGAAUGUUUCAUUGUAUGCUACGAACGAUUAGCGGUUUAUUAUACCUACAGAUAGGGAACAUGUAUAGCAACGAAUAAAAAAGCAAACAAAACAGUAAAUUAAGAAGAAAGAGAAAUAUAAAACGCGAUAAAUGAUCCACACUGUUGAACACUACACGCUAAAUAAUGGGCUAUAUAACUUAGAUUUUAUUGUUAAUUUAGUGAAGCUUGUUGAACUAACUCUUGCUGCAGUUACAGUAAAGCAGUGGACAUUUACCGUUCUGUUAAAAACUAUACGGAGGUAUGUACAGUCUUGCGUAGUUUCGUACGUCGAUGUAUAAUAUGCGAUAAAUAGUUUUACUUGAAGCAAAGUAACAUUUUGAAUCGAAGAGAGAAAAAAAGGGAAAGAAUGCAAUUAAAUGUUUAAUUUAUGAAAAGAGGGGGAAAAAACUUAAUAUACGAUACCGCUAAGUUUUCAUUUUAAAAUGGGAAAAUGAUGCUGUGAAAUAGUGAUUUAUUGACGAAGUACAGAGGUAUAUAAAUAAUGAUUUAAUACACAAAUAUAAAUAUUUAGUAAGAAAUUUUUUGUGUUUCUGGAAGCUAUCCAUCUCGACACAAAAUUCCUCGAUCGCGCUCUGAUCGAAUGUUAAUUUAAAUUAGAACUAUAUUUGCAAAUUCUAAAUAGAGUAGCGUAAAUUUUAUAAAAAAAAAUAAGCCAAGGAAGGCUAACGUUAUAAACUUAAUUCUAUAUAUGGAUCUUUCUAAAGUAAAAAAAGAAAGAGAAACAAAAAGGAGAUCCGGACAGUUUGUCCCGAUGAGAUAAGCGCGUUACAUCGCUCUAAUCAAUGUAUCGAACAUUAUUUGCGCGAUUAACCCUUUGUGUUAUAACGAUACUCUAAGAAUUUCGUCUUCUUUCAUUCAGUUUUUAAUUAUUUUGAUGAAUUUCUAGAUUUUAAUACUGGUUUUCUAUUUUCAUAGAAUCCUUUCAUAGAAUAUUAAGUGUUAAAAAA